Messenger RNA from Sapajus apella (tufted capuchin), 773 nucleotides. RefSeq names its product ribosomal protein S24 (gene RPS24). NCBI's taxonomy places the organism in Eukaryota, Metazoa, Chordata, Mammalia, Primates, Cebidae. The record is from RefSeq and is a predicted model, not a curated record. The transcript has 5 exons. Gene Ontology annotation, cellular component: ribosome. The coding region runs from base 317 to 682 and encodes 121 amino acids. Gene Ontology annotation, molecular function: structural constituent of ribosome. Gene Ontology annotation, biological process: translation.
UGCAGGAGCGGCUGCUUUUGUCGACUUCGUGGAGCACAGUGGAUGGCGGGAGGAGGAUAGACAGACCCUGGGAGGCACAUCUCUUCUGCAGUACCAAAUUGGGCUAGGUAGACGGCUUGCAAGUGAUGGCAGCUCAAGAGGUGAAGAAGGUGCCGGCAGCGCCUGGGCGAGUUACGGCAAGUGAAACCAUUCCCACGUGUGAGCUAGAAAACUUGUCAGCUGAAUAGAUCUUCUUGUUUCUUACUGGGGAAACGGAGGCCUUGGAAAGGGACGUUAUCAAAAGAACGACACAGUAACUAUCCGCACUAGAAAGUUCAUGACCAACCGACUGCUUCAAAGGAAACAAAUGGUCAUUGAUGUCCUUCACCCCGGGAAGGCAACAGUGCCUAAGACAGAAAUUCGGGAAAAACUAGCCAAAAUGUACAAGACCACACCGGAUGUCAUCUUUGUAUUUGGAUUCAGAACUCAUUUUGGUGGUGGCAAGACAACUGGCUUUGGCAUGAUUUAUGAUUCCCUGGAUUAUGCAAAGAAAAAUGAACCCAAACACAGACUUGCAAGACAUGGCCUGUAUGAGAAGAAAAAGACCUCAAGAAAGCAACGAAAGGAACGCAAGAACAGAAUGAAGAAAGUCAGGGGGACUGCAAAGGCCAAUGUUGGUGCUGGCAAAAAGCCGAAGGAGUAAAGGUGCUGCAAUGAUGUUGUCUAUGGCCGUUGUGGAUUUUUCACGAGAAGCUUAAUAAACUAAAAACUUUCAUGUGUCUGGUUGUUUGAAA